Messenger RNA from Botrytis porri, 1197 nucleotides. RefSeq lists its product as uncharacterized. Gene Ontology annotation, biological process: DNA-templated transcription. The transcript has 4 exons. The record is from RefSeq and is a predicted model, not a curated record. Bases 1 to 1197 code for a protein of 398 amino acids. NCBI's taxonomy places the organism in Eukaryota, Fungi, Ascomycota, Leotiomycetes, Helotiales, Sclerotiniaceae. Gene Ontology annotation, molecular function: zinc ion binding; DNA binding.
AUGUCAAACAAUAAAAGAAGCCAACUUAGAAAUUGUGUUCUGUUACGAAAACUGGAGCAACCCACAACUUUAUCUGUAUUGGCUUUAUUGAUGAUGUCACUGGGAUGCGCAAGUCAAUCGAUCAUUAAUAUUGCUGUUCCGAGGGAUUUGACGUUGGAUGAGCAUGAGUACUACAAGGGACGUAAACUAAUGGCAGAUAUCUGUUUCGAUGAGGUUCUGAAGAGACUGUACAUUCCACAUACCGAAAUAAGUUCAACUGCCGUUCAAUGUCUCUUCUACACAGCGGUAUACUUUGCGUUUUCUCAGAGACCACUUCAAGCAUGGGAAUACAUUAAUGUAACCGCUGCAAAAUGUCGACUGCUUUUAUCUUACCACUCACCCGGCGAAUCGGCCGAAGAUGUCGAAUGCUUAAGGCGCAUCUUCUGUGACUACCUUGCGGAGUUAUCUGGUCUUCCCGAGUCGGGACUUGCAUCAAUUGAAUCAACUAUACCUCUUCCAGGUAGUUACGAUACACGCGACUCACAAGUAGACGAAGAACACUCAUCAGUUUAUUCCCUAGCAUGCAUUUCAAUGCGUCGACUUCUAAAUCGCGUUCACAACCUUCUCUAUGCUAAGGAAUCCGGAGCAAGUCUUGACGACGCACGAUUCCCUUUCAUUGUAGAAGAAUUGGACCAUCAACUCGAAGAAUGGCGAGAUUUUCUAACCCCAGCUUUACAAUUCGUCGUUGAUACACAACCUGCUCAAGGUCAACACGCUGGAUUUCUGAGACAGAGAUAUUUGACAUGUAGAAGUGUUAUUUAUCGACCUUACUUAACUUGGGUUUUCACAAAUCAUUCUCAAGACAUAAGCGUCGCACAAAACGUACUGGAAAAGUGUCGAAAUUGUUUAGAUGCCUGUUCACUUCACAUAAUUAAUUUACGAGGAUUUGCACAUACAGUUAUGAUGGAUACUUGGAUAUGUUCUUUGUCAAUGACCGGCGCAAUGCUUGUACUCCUCGCCGCUUCUCGUCUUCCGUAUCUCCGUAAUCUUCUUGGCCAAGACGUCACAAACAUUGGAUCACAUCUUCAAACAUCAAGCAAAAGGUGGGUUCAGAUACCAGGGGAGAAUAGAUCGCCCAGCAUUGAACAGAGUCUGAGGAUGAUGGGGGGAAUUGAUGUUUUUCUUCAUCAGGAGUUUGGAACGGAGAAAAAAGGUUAG